Symbiodinium natans is the source of this 339-nucleotide messenger RNA. Lineage: Eukaryota; Dinophyceae; Suessiales; Symbiodiniaceae. The record is from the annotation of a GenBank genome assembly.
AUGGCGAAGAGCCCCUGCCUGCGUUGGCAGAAGGUGGAAGCAGCAUGGAAGGUGGUUCGGGCGGCAAACAAGAAGGCAACCUCAGGGCAACCCUUUUGGAUACAGGAUGCGGUGCUUGCUGCUGAGCACUACUGCGUGAUCAGAUCUGUGCCCAACACCAGUUCGGAGGUAGCGGAGACAGGGACGCACUCGACUCCUCGGAAUCUCUUGGGUUCGUGUGGGAAGCACAAGCCUUCAUCACAAGAGCCGCACCCAGUGCUGCUGACGUUGUUCGUGGCAAUGCCGGCAUCUGUCCCCAAGGCUCAGUUCGAGUGCAUCACCAAAAUCUUCGGCGCUUGA